CACAAUUGAGAAGCUUGCUUUUAACUUGGUAGCAUUCUUGUCCAUAUUUGUGAAUCUGUGUGAGCAGCAGCAUGCAAAAAGAAAACCAAGAAGUGACUCUGAACAAUCGACGACACUGUCCAACUUAUGAGGGCUUUAACCGAAGAAGAAAACAAAAUUGUUUUUGAAAAAUUAACGAAAUUUAUUGGCAAAAAUUUGGUGAAUCUCGUCGGAAAUGAACAUGAUCCUCAUGUGUUUCGUAUCAACAAAGAAAGAGUUUACUAUGUAAGCGCUAGAGUCUGUAAAUACGCAGGUUGUGUUCCAAAAAAGCAAUUGAUUAGCUUAGGAACAUGCUUAGGAAAAUUUUCAAAAACUAAAAAGUUUAAUCUUAAAAUAACGUGUUUACGUUGGCUGUCGCUUUAUGCUAUAAACAAAAUAUGGUUAAAACCAGCAGGUGAACAAGUGUUUUUAUAUGGCAAUCAUGUGGUUAAGCGCCACCUAGCCAAAGUCACUGAAAAUACGUCAAAAAAUGUUGGAGUUAUAAUAUUGUCAAUGAACGAUAUACCACUAGGUUUCGGUGUUACUUCACGUUCAACGAAUGAAAUGCGAUUAGCAGACAAUGAGGCCGUCGUAGCUUUUCAUCAAGGUGAUAUAGGAGAAUAUUUACGUGACGAGUGUGAUUUACUAUAAACAUCAUAAAUACUGAAACUUGUUUAUUUUCAAUCGCUUGACUUUUAUAAUGCUGCAAAUAACGUUCUUUUUUUUUUCAUUCCAAACCAUACGGGUGAUUUUUAUAUAUUUAUAAACACAAAUACACUGAAACAUGUCCACUAACCAAAAAGAUGUUAUGGCUGUAAAGUGUCAGGUUUUUGCGAAAAGAAACGGAUUUCGGGACGCUUUUUGUAUUUAUAAAUUACUGUUAUAUAAGAUUACAAAAGAUCUUUCCAGAAAACCUUGUUAACUCAUUCUUUAAUAAAAUGAGGUUUUGAUCAGAUAAUUUACUGCGGGAUCAAAAAAAAAAUCAUCAUAAUGAAAUUAAAGGUUUCUCAGUUUUCACGCCUUCCUUCUUUUAGCUUUAUAUGAGAUGCAUAAUAUUCUUUACUCUCAACUUUAUUUUGCUCGGGAACUAUAGAUUUUCUGGACAAUAUAAUAGGAACUCGUCUAGCCGUCACACGACGAUUAUUUUUAUUUCGUUUCUCAUCCUUGGUAUGUUUUUCUCGGAAAAUACAUGGACUUUUAACAUGAGGAAGUUCUUCACGAUUAGCCUCUUUUGAAUACUGAUAAAAUAGUGGAUCAUGCAUUAAG
This is a messenger RNA of Hylaeus volcanicus, 1284 nucleotides long. RefSeq lists its product as uncharacterized. The transcript is spliced from 5 exons. Gene Ontology annotation, biological process: ribosomal large subunit biogenesis; ribosome assembly. The record is from RefSeq and is a predicted model, not a curated record. The coding region runs from base 127 to 669 and encodes 180 amino acids. Gene Ontology annotation, cellular component: nucleolus; nucleus; preribosome, large subunit precursor. Lineage: Eukaryota; Metazoa; Arthropoda; Insecta; Hymenoptera; Colletidae. Gene Ontology annotation, molecular function: RNA binding.